AGCGCCCUCCUCGCCUUCGCCUACCUCUCGACGCCCGGCCCCAAAAAGAAAAAAAAAGAGAGAAAAUUCUUCUCGGGGGGAAAGGUCGCGUGCCGUCUCGCCCACAGGCCGGCAGGCGAGACCUCAACCUUUAGGAACAGCGGAGGGAGUGACUCAGUGAAGGACACCGAAUCUGUCCCCGUGGUUGAUGAACAAACUUCGGUGGUCGCCGGCGGAUGUGGGGGUGAAGUUCAUCCUGUCGCCGCCGGGUACAAAGCCGCGGCGCGCGUGUCUGCUUGCUUGUGGCAGGGCUCUUCCAUCCCUCGCAUCACAUGCGAGCUCCGUGUCAAAUCAUGAAGCGAGUGAGAGAUGUUUGCUGAUACGGGAAGGUCUCUUGUGGCCCUUGCGUACGGGGUGGAUGAAGCGGCGAGCUUCCUUGCGGUGCUUGGCGUGGGUAGCCUUGAUUGUGGCCAGAGGUUUCGUGCUGACCAUGGCAAGGUCGAUUGCUUGGACGUGCGGAUGAAGCUGGUUCCCUGCCUUGCGCUGGUGCUACAUAUGCAAUCUGUGGAGCAACCAAAAAGGCCUUGGCUUCAUGCUAUGAUUGUCCCAUCUGUAGCAAUGGCACAGGAGAGCUGGAAACAGGAGUCUGAGGAGACUGGAGUCCAUGCGCCUGAGGCCCCAAUUCUGUGCAUAAACAACUGUGGUUUCUUCGGCAGCACCAUGACGAACAAUAUGUGCUCGAAGUGCUACAGGGACUUCAUUAAGUUGAUGGAAGCCCCUGUGGUUGAGAAGAAGGUGAUCACCGCGGCAUCUUCUUCUGCGGCACCAAUGGAGACAGCAAAGCAAGAUGAUGUGCCUGCAGCUGCUGCCACUGAAGCUGUGGCGGAGAAGCAAGCAGAGCAGGAGCCACCAAAGCCGCCCAGCAACCGGUGCCUGACCUGCCGCAAGAAGGUCGGGCUGACCGGCUUCCUCUGCCGCUGCGGUGGCACCUUCUGCUCCACGCACCGCUACACCGACUCCCACCAGUGCACCUUCGACUACAAGAAGGUGGCACGGGAGCAGAUUGCCAAGCAAAAUCCAGUUGUGAUGGCUGAGAAGAUCAACAAAAUAUGAUGCAUGGUCGUGUGAAGGGAUCUCCGAAUUCAUGCCUGGGUUCCCGAGUCCUCAAGUUCACUCCCGAUAGGUUCCUUCAGGUGGUGGUCUGGGUUAGCGUGGUAGGGAGUCUCAAUUGUGUCUAUCCUUCUCCUUUAUCAUGGUUUCAUUCUCUCGAUUGUGUAAUAAUGUAAAUAUAUUCAAACUGUAAUUUAAUCCUAUUGCUUCCUACGACGAUUGCCGGGUUUACUGCUGAUCAUGGCUUUCAAGUGGCGUCCAAUCUUGUGGUUA
This is a messenger RNA of Panicum hallii, 1362 nucleotides long. RefSeq names its product zinc finger A20 and AN1 domain-containing stress-associated protein 9-like. The record is from RefSeq and is a predicted model, not a curated record. Lineage: Eukaryota; Viridiplantae; Streptophyta; Magnoliopsida; Poales; Poaceae. Bases 349 to 1092 code for a protein of 247 amino acids. The transcript is spliced from 4 exons. Gene Ontology annotation, molecular function: DNA binding; zinc ion binding.